GCGGGGGCGAGGACGUGAGGCGGCCUUGAAUCACCUUGAGGCUGCGCUGGGCUGGGCGCUGCUCAGAGAGGUGGAGACUCUCCGCGGGAAUUGACCUUUGGAAGCCGGAUACCAACUCUCAGCAACCAUGUCUGCUAAUGAUGCUUUCAUCCAGACCCAGCAGCUGUAUGCUGCCAUGGCAGACACAUUCUUGGAACACAUGUGCCGACUGGACAUUGAUUCUCCCCCAAUCACUGCAAGAAACACUGGUAUUAUCUGCACCAUUGGUCCGGCUUCUCGGUCAGUAGAAAUGCUGAAAGAAAUGAUUAAAUCUGGAAUGAACGUUGCCCGUCUCAACUUCUCUCACGGAACUCACGAGUAUCAUGCAGGAACAAUCAAGAAUGUACGAGAAGCUACUGAGAGCUUUGCUUCUGAUCCUAUUUCCUACAGACCUGUCGCUGUUGCACUGGAUACUAAGGGACCUGAGAUUCGAACUGGGCUCAUCAAGGGGAGUGGUACAGCAGAAGUAGAGCUUAAAAAGGGUGCAGCUCUGAAAGUGACCCUCGACGAUGCUUUUAUGGAGAAGUGUGAUGAGGCAGUAUUGUGGGUAGACUACAAGAAUCUCAUCAAGGUUGUGGAGAUUGGCAGUAAAAUCUAUGUGGACGAUGGCCUUAUUUCUCUUAAAGUUAAGGAGAAAGGCGCAAACUACGUCAUGACUGAAGUUGAGAACGGUGGGAUGUUAGGUAGCAAAAAAGGUGUGAACUUACCUGGUGCUGCAGUAGAUCUUCCUGCUGUUUCUGAGAAGGACAUCCAGGAUCUCAAGUUUGGUGUUGAGCAGGAUGUGGACAUGGUUUUUGCUUCCUUCAUCCGUAAAGCAUCGGAUGUUCAUGCUGUCAGGAAGGUGCUGGGGGAAAAGGGAAAGAAUAUCAAGAUCAUCAGCAAGAUUGAAAACCAUGAGGGAGUGCGCAGAUUUGAUGAAAUCCUGGAAGCUAGUGAUGGCAUCAUGGUAGCCCGGGGUGACCUUGGUAUUGAGAUUCCAGCUGAAAAAGUCUUCCUUGCCCAGAAAAUGAUGAUUGGCCGUUGCAACAGAGCUGGCAAGCCUAUUAUCUGUGCUACUCAGAUGUUGGAGAGCAUGAUUAAGAAGCCCCGCCCCACACGUGCCGAAGGGAGCGAUGUAGCAAAUGCUGUGCUUGAUGGAGCUGACUGUAUCAUGCUGUCUGGAGAAACUGCCAAAGGAGAUUAUCCCCUGGAGGCUGUCCAGAUGCAGCACCUUAUAGCUCGGGAGGCCGAGGCCGCAAUCUUUCACCGUCAGCUGUUUGAAGAACUUUUCCGUCACACUGCUAGCAGCAGGGACCCUUCUGAAGCCAUGGCUGUAGGCGCGGUGGAGGCCUCUUUUAAGUGCUUAGCUCCAGCUGUGAUAGUUUUGACAGACACCGGCAGAUCUGCUCACCUGGUGUCCAGAUACCGGCCACGUGCCCCCAUCAUUGCUGUGACCCGUAAUGCUCAGACAGCCCGCCAGGCCCACCUUUACCGUGGCAUUUUCCCUGUGCUGUGCAAGGAGGCAGCCCUGGACGCUUGGGCUGAAGACGUUGACCUCCGCGUCAACUUGGGCAUGAAUGUUGGCAAAGCUCGUGGAUUCUUCAAGUCAGGAGAUCUGGUCAUAGUGCUUACUGGUUGGCGCCCUGGAUCUGGUUACACCAACACCAUGCGUGUUGUGCCUGUUCCGUAAAAUGGAUCCCAGUGAUGACCACCCCCUCCUCCUGUCUCGCCACCUUUCCCUCUUGCAUUAGACCAGUAACUGCUUGCAAUAUUGUUCUUGUCUGUAGAGCGGAUAGUGACUGCCCUAAGCCAUCAAGUGCAGUAACUGGGGGAAAAGAGACUUCAAUUUAGAAAUACUUGAAAUAGUUUGAUAAGUGGAACCUCUCCCGUUUCUUCUUUGCCCUGGGCUAUCCUGCCUUAUUUUGUUAGAAGCCAGUAGAAUCCAGCGGCCUGGGUUGCCCAGUUUCUCUUCUCUAGCUAUCUACUCUGCAAAGAAACUAGGAAUCUUGGUUUGCUUAACUGGUAUGGCAUUUUAGGCAAAGGCUUGAUGUCAUACUUGCCCUAAAUCCCACCCUCCCAAUCUCUCUUCUUUCUGUAAGUCUGUGUUGUCAGCACUCCGCCAAAACACUCCACUUAGGAGCUCUCCUACAUCAUAGCUCACUCGAACUUGUAGCGCCUCGCUAGUUCUUGCUGUGUUCCUGUGAUACGCAGGAGUGCUUGUUCCAUCGUAAUCCAUGACACACAUCACUUGACUAGAUCAACACACUCCAGUAAGGGUUGACACGAGCAACCUACCCUGUCCCUUGGAAGUUUUAGAAAGCAAAUCUAAAUCUCCUGUUUCUCCUUGCCAGUAGAACUGAGGGACAUCAGUGAAUAUUUUUUCAGAGUUUAGGAAUAGAUUGUUCUGGUUUUGACAACAUAGGAAGAAUUGGGAAAAACAGAUUUUGCUCAUGAAACUUACAUAGGCGAGCCAAGCCAUUGAAAUUGUUCCCAUCAGCGCACUCCACACAACUGAAGCUACCAAGAGUUGCUUGUGCUCCUGUUGUUGAGCUGUCUUGUGUUCAAGUUGAGUCAUGCUUCCUUACAGCGCACUCUGUAAGUCUAUGUACAUUACCUGCUGUUAAGGGAUGUAUCAGGUUGUCAGAUGCCACUUUAUACAUCAGUAAAGCAGAGUUCAAACCUA
Python bivittatus (Burmese python) is the source of this 2701-nucleotide messenger RNA. RefSeq names its product pyruvate kinase M1/2 (gene PKM). Lineage: Eukaryota; Metazoa; Chordata; Lepidosauria; Squamata; Pythonidae. Gene Ontology annotation, biological process: glycolytic process. Gene Ontology annotation, molecular function: potassium ion binding; magnesium ion binding; pyruvate kinase activity. The record is from RefSeq and is a predicted model, not a curated record.